Messenger RNA from Pygocentrus nattereri (red-bellied piranha), 3503 nucleotides. RefSeq names its product adenylosuccinate synthase 2 (gene adss2). Gene Ontology annotation, cellular component: cytoplasm. The transcript is spliced from 13 exons. Gene Ontology annotation, molecular function: adenylosuccinate synthase activity; GTP binding. Gene Ontology annotation, biological process: 'de novo' AMP biosynthetic process; IMP metabolic process. The coding region runs from base 176 to 1495 and encodes 439 amino acids. Lineage: Eukaryota; Metazoa; Chordata; Actinopteri; Characiformes; Serrasalmidae. The record is from RefSeq and is a predicted model, not a curated record.
CAGAGGGCUACAGCCUCUUUCUCAAUCGGCGACAGCAGGCGGCGGAGGGGGCGGGGCCUGUUGCGCUGAGCUCCUGUGCCCAGCCUCCUCUCCGCGGUAGUAAGGCGGCUUCGCGGGCUGGCCGUGGCCGGAGCAGCAUCGCCGAGAGCAGGCAGAGCAGCAGGGGAGCGCCGGCAUGUCGGAGAGCAGGAAGGCGGACGUCGGUAACAAAGUGACGGUGGUGCUGGGAGCGCAGUGGGGCGAUGAGGGCAAAGGGAAGGUGGUGGACCUGCUCGCCCAGGACGCCGACAUGGUCUGCAGAUGUCAGGGAGGCAACAACGCAGGACACACUGUCGUGGUCGACUCUGUAGAGUAUGACUUUCACCUUUUACCGAGUGGCAUUAUCAACUCUAGUGUCACCGCCUUUAUUGGUAACGGCGUGGUCAUUCACCUCCCUGGCCUCUUUGAGGAGGCCGAGAAGAAUUUGCGGAAGGGAAAGGGAUUGGAGGGCUGGGAGAACAGGCUUGUCAUCUCUGACCGUGCCCACAUUGUGUUUGAUUUCCAUCAAGCCGUGGACCGAGUUCAAGAGCAGGAGAGACAGCAGCAAGCUGGCAAAAAUUUAGGAACAACCAAAAAGGGCAUUGGCCCAGUAUACUCAGCUAAGGCUGCCAGGAGCGGCCUCAGAAUAUGUGACCUUCUGUCUGACUUUCAGGAGUUCUCAGAAAGAUAUAAAAACCUCGCCCUGCAGUACAAGUCUAUGUACCCAUCUUUGGAGAUAGAUAUUGAUGGGGAGCUGAUGAAGCUCGAGGCAUACGUGGACAGAAUAAAGCCUAUGGUGAGAGAUGGGGUGUUCUUCAUGUAUGAGGCUCUGCAUGGGCCUCCUAAAAAGAUUCUGGUGGAAGGUGCCAAUGCUGCCCUGCUGGACAUUGACUUUGGAACCUACCCUUUCGUAACCUCAUCCAACUGCACCGUGGGUGGAGUGUGCACGGGUCUGGGCAUGCCACCUCAGAAUGUGGGAGAGGUUUAUGGGGUUGUCAAGGCCUAUACCACCCGAGUGGGCAUCGGUGCCUUCCCCUCUGAACAGAGCAAUGAAAUUGGAGAGCUGCUUCAGACGAGAGGGAAGGAGGUGGGUGUGACCACCGGCCGCAAGAGGAGAUGCGGUUGGCUGGAUCUGGUGCUUGUCAAGUAUGCCCACAUGAUUAAUGGCUUUACAGCCCUAGCUUUAACCAAAUUAGACAUCUUGGACAUCCUCCAAGAGAUCAAAGUUGGUGUGGCGUACAAGGUGGACAAUGAAUGCAUACCACAUUUCCCAGCGAAUCAGGAGGUGUUACAGAGGGUUGAGGUCCAGUAUGAGACUUUGCCUGGCUGGAACAGCGACACCUCAGCUGCUAGGACCUUUGAGGAUCUUCCAGAAAAUGCACAGAAAUACGUUCACUUCAUUGAGGAGCAUUUAGGGGUGCCUGUGAAGUGGAUUGGCGUCGGCAAGUCGCGAGAGUCUAUGAUCCAGCUGUUUUAAAGAAAACAGCCAGGCUGUGUAUGGCCCGUACUGGGUGAGCCCUCUUUUUCUGCACAGUGCACGAGGCUUAUCGAGGGGCCUGCUGAUUCAUGGCCAGAAAAUGGGCCUUGUUUCUCAGCUCUCCACUCUCUGCAGAUUCCUGCUGGCAGAAAAAAACAGGUUCUUUCUCUUUCAUGAUAUGAUCCUCUAGUCAAGAACUGUUUCUAACCCUUUUCUUUGGAGGUCUGCAUAGGGCACCAUAGUGGAAGGUCCUUUGGUCAUUAGGAAAGAGGCUCUUCAGUCUCUCACUAGCACCCAGGGGUCAUUUCCAUUCGUCUUUGUGGAUGUACUUUGCAUUUUGUCUUUGAUGCACCAAUUACAGUCUGCUUUUAAUGAGCUUUUAAGCAUUUUCAAGCUCAAAACGUCUUUCUUUAUGUGACAUGACCUUUAACCUGGUUAAGCUUCAUUAAUUGAAGCUUUUCGAAUUUCUUGCCAUUGUGCAGUAUGCACACAGAGAGAUUGACGGCAAAAUUAUAUUUAUGCCAUUUUCCUUCACCUCAAAUAUACUUAAUCAGCCAAGACAUGCUUGAUGCCUUAAGUUUGUUUCUUUUUGAUCUGGAGUUAAAGUAAUGAAUGUCUGUGUCACUCAGUUUUUUUUAUAGGUAUAUAAAAAUAUCUCAGCAAGCAAACUCCAGACCCCAAACAUGUCUUGGCUGAUUGACUACAUUUGGGGUAAAGGGAGGAUUAUGUAAAUUAGCGUUUUCAGUAAAUGAGCCCUCUAAUAUAAACCCUCACCCUGAAUGUAGAUUUUAACUUUAUUUCCCUAUUUCCAUCUGAGUUAUGUUCAAUGUUAGAAUGUUCUCAUGCAGAACUAAACUACUGUCUUUAUCCAGGCCAGUGCAAUUGCCUAUUUCUAGAUGAAACAUCUCAAGAACAUUUAUGUCUAGAUUAAAUUUCUCAAGGAAAGAACAGCUACUUUUUUUAGUUUUAACAGGGGAUGAAAACUGUCUGGUUUAAAUGUCUGGUUAAAACAAACCAGAGAUUAGUAUUUCUGUUCCACAUUAGCCAACCUUGUUUAAAGUUUACAGUUAUAGUUAAUGUUAAACUGUUGGAACGUAAUUCAUAUGUGUUUAAUAUUAACUUUUUCAUGAUGCCUAAUUCGUUUCCAAUGUAAGUUAUACAUUGUAUUGUUGAUACGGUUGUCCUCCUUCACUUAAUUUUGAAUGACCAUAGAUCUAAUUUGUUCUCACUGAAAAUUUUUCACAAAUUUCUAUAUAUGAAUGUCCAUUUGGUCAGCCUGGUCAGUGUGGGUGUGCAGUUAGUUUAGUUUUUGUUCAUACAUGUAACCUGAGAAUUGAAUUAUUUAUUUUCCAAUUUAUCAGAUAUACAUUUACUAUAAAAUGGCUAAUAUUGAUGAGCCCUGUCUACUGACAAUGAAAGACAAUUUCCUGUGUUCUACAUAUGCCUAGAUAUGUAGUGUUGCACAUCUACAAAGACAGGUUAUGGCUGUUAGUUAUCUGUUGCCCGGCUAGUUACAAGAUCUCGUCUGGCUCAGUGAGACUACUGUCAGGCCAACUUGAAUGUAUAUUCAACAUUGAGAUCAAUUACAGAUGACUCAGUUUAGUUGCUUUAGUUUUAGUCUCAGGAUUCUCUGGUGAUCAUAACGGUGUGUAUGUUUUAUUUCUGAUUAUUGGAUGGUUUGACUUCUCUGCUCUUUCUCUUUCUGAAUAUUAUGGGGAUUUUAGAGAAUAUUUAACUAAUGUCAUUGUUCUCCACACUGCAAACUGUACACUGUAAACUGUAUAACUUUUGCCACAAUGUAGCUUGACUGUGAUUUAGAGUGCUACUCAGUCAGCAUAUUGAGAAUUAAGUUUUGCAUUUUAUAUUUAAUUUAACCACUCUGCUGUUUGUUAAACAAGGUCAGUACAUUGUAUAUUUGUAUUCUUCAAAAACAAUAUAUUGAUUAUUGAAAGUUUUGAGCAUCGCCAGUUGGAAAUGUUUCUGAAUAAAGCCUGUUUGGUUAAUACUG